ACUGUUCCUCCAUUUUCGAUUUCUCUAUUCCUCUCUCUCUCUCUCUCUCUCUCUCUCUCUCUCUCUCUCUCUUUCUCUCAUUGCCUUUCUCUCUUCCCUGUCCUCUCAUUUUCUCUCCCAUUCUCAGAGUAGGAAGUUCCUGCGAUAUAUAAUAUGGCGUCGGAUAAGGGUCGGCCUCUACCAAAAUUUGGUGAGUGGGAUGUGAACAAUCCGGCCUCGGCCGAGGGGUUUACUGUCAUAUUUAGCAAAGCUAGAGAUGAGAAGAAAUCUAAUGGGACGUCUGCUGCGAGUGGAGCGAUAACACAAAGGAAUGAUAAUCCGUCUAAACCAGAAGAAAUUUAUCAAAAUCCCGCAAUGAAAAAAUGGUUUUGCUGUUUCUGAAACUCAGACUAGCUUCGCAGCUGCAUGCAUGUACGUGAGAUGGCGGUAUAUGAACAUGGUGGUGUUGACAGUGGGGAAUAAAAUGGCGGUCUGUUUCAUCUUUUACAUGAUAUUUUUGUUAAACAACUUUGGUGUUCCAAAUCUCUGUGUAUGUAAUAUAGGAGGAAAUUAAGAAAGACGACAAAUACAAGUUAAUUGCACUAUUUUUCUGAA
Molecule: messenger RNA, 594 nt
Organism: Alnus glutinosa
Lineage: Eukaryota; Viridiplantae; Streptophyta; Magnoliopsida; Fagales; Betulaceae
Product: protein NOI4-like
Exons: 3
Coding region: 154-381 (75 amino acids)
Source: RefSeq, a predicted model, not a curated record